Molecule: messenger RNA, 2521 nt
Organism: Mytilus californianus (California mussel)
Lineage: Eukaryota; Metazoa; Mollusca; Bivalvia; Mytilida; Mytilidae
Product: transcription factor atf-2-like
Exons: 2
Coding region: 538-1335 (265 amino acids)
Biological process (GO): regulation of transcription by RNA polymerase II
Cellular component (GO): nucleus
Molecular function (GO): RNA polymerase II cis-regulatory region sequence-specific DNA binding; DNA-binding transcription factor activity, RNA polymerase II-specific
Source: RefSeq, a predicted model, not a curated record
AAAAAUCUAUUUAUCUUAAACAUUUUUAAUCAGGAGAAAAAAUACAGGUAAAAUCAAGCCCUAACAAGACCCCCCACAACUAUUCUCUUAACAAGGUUAUUGUUGAUAGUUAAUUAACUAAGGCUAAAAAGUCACAUGGUUCAAUAAGCUAUAAAUAAUCAACAUAGGUGAAAGGUCGGAUAAGAAAUACUGCAAAUUAAUUGGUCGAUUCAUGGUCUUGUAAACUUUGUGUAAUAUUGACUGGUCAGUGAGUAAUAGGUGGUCAUCUAAAUGGACAAGGAGAUAGAUAUGUGUGGGUCAGUGACAUUUUGAAGAAUUUAAAAGAUGCUUUUCUAAAUUAUGUAAUCCAGGUGUGAAUUCAGCAUCCUAUAAACUGAAGAGAUAAAUCUACAUUACUACAACUGGUUAUUGUUUUGAUGCAAGAUUGAUCACAAAUUGAUAUCGGAAGAAAAUUUGUUAAAAAAAGUUUGCAGUGAAAACUUUGACAUUCUGUUUAAAGAUAGUUCAAAUAGAGUCAAACUGGAAUCCUCAAUCGCUAUGCAAGAUCCUUAUUCCAUGAUGCAUCGAGAAGAGAGAUUUUUCAAGCCAUACAACCAGACAUCCUCAUCAUCGAGGUUUCCAAAUAUGCCAUCUUCAUCAUAUUAUGGCAUGCAUUAUCCCUCUCAUACCAUGACACAAAGUGACUUAGCUAAUAUGUCAUCAGGAUCUUUAGACUUUUCACAAUUUCAUCCUAGUGUUGAGGGCAUGAUGACAUUAUCAGGGUCUUCACAUACGAUGCCCAAUCCUAUUCCAGCACAUUCUUCAAAUAAUAUGUCAACUUUACCAGCUGACAAUCUGUCUCCUCAUAGCAUUCCAACAAGCUUGCCUCUUGGCCACAGUCACCAUCAAUCUGGCAGUCCACCAACUAUGGAUGUUUUAGAUGUUCUGAACUCUCAUAGAUCUAGUCCAAUAGAUGACAAAUCCGGUUUAAAAAAGGAAAUUGAAUAUAGCAAUGCAAAUGAAUUGUCAUCACCAUCAUCAACCACUAGUAAUCAUUCACUGUCCCAGCAAGAUGCAGCAAAUGCUGAUUGUGAUUCCGAGAAUGAUGGUUUUAGGAUGCCACCAAAGAAAAGGCAAAAUGUAAAUCAAGAGUCACAGAAAGAUAAUUGUUAUUGGGAAAAAAGGAAGAAAAAUAACGAGUCAGCCAAACGAUCUCGAGAGGCAAGAAGAAUGAAAGAGGAGCAAAUUGCAUUGAGAGUGGUGUAUUUGGAACAGGAGAACUUACAACUUCGAACAGAAGUUUCAUUACUUAAAGGAGAAAUAGAGAAACUAAGAUGUAUGCUGUACAAUCCAUGAUUUCUAAAAUCAUUACAACAUUUGUGUUCGAAUCAGUGUUCAUAAUGGCAACUAGAUUUCAUUCUGUCUUAUAUGGCACAAUGAAAUAAGACCUCAGGGUUAAACAGAUCAGGGUUAUAAACUGUGAUAUUUAUUUCUCAGGGAAACCAGAGAAUUGUUAAAAACCUCAAAUAUGAAUUACUCUUUUUAAACAAAGUGGAUCUACUAAACUAUGAUUUGGUGGCAAUACCAAACAGAAUAUAUAUGUACAAAAGAAUUAUUUAUUGACACUGUAUUAGUGCUUUUAAAAUAAAUUUCCACUUUUUAAAAUCUGACAUUUCAGCACAGUUAUUUUCCUUGUUAAAUGUUUUUAACUUGAUGAAUAGCUAUAAGAUGAAGAAGGGUAAAAUAUUUGUUGUAAUUUUAGAGAUAUUUUUAUUGUUGAAUAUUUACCCGGUUAUCCAUGUUGAUUGUUAUUCCUUUAAUAAUUAUGUCAUAAAUUUUAAUAAUGUACAUAUUUCACAAUUUUGUAUUUUUUCUCUCAAUACUCUUUUAAAACAAUAAUAAGUCAUUUGAAUGUUGUUGUAUUUUUGAUAUUUGUUAAAAUCAUUCAUUCAUACUUUUGGAUUUUAACCAUUGACUUUUUAAUGUAAUUAAACAUCAAAUUAAAAAAAAAUCUCAUAUCAUCUCUUUUCUUUGUAAAAUACUUUCUUUUAAAUGCACAAUCUUUUAACCAGUUUUACUUCUGUCUUUGAAAUCCAUCUCCGCAUUUUUUUCUGUUCAGCACUAUAGUCCACUUCGUUGAGAAAAAAGGCAUUUACAAAUCAAUUUGCUCAGAUAUUAUAUUGCCUGAUCACUUGAAUAAAUAAUACUUUCACCAACAAAUCAUAAAUAUUUUUUUCUUAUUUUCUGUCUAAUGUUAUAAAUUUUAAAACUAUAAGUAUUUAUAUUUGACUCAAUAAUCAUGAUAACGCAUGUACUUAAGAUUUCUUUUUGGAUAUAUGUGGACAUAAAUGUAGCUCUUUAAAAAUGUUUUUCAAAUCAAUUUAAAUUUCAAUAAUAUAAAUGUAAUCAUACAGCAAUACCAUUUAAUUUAAUGACUAAAACCCGGUGUUAAUGAAGUAUUAUGUACAGGGUGUGUUUUCACACCAUUUUGUUUAGCAAUAUGUGUAUGACAUUUGAAUAUGCAAAUAAAUUGUUAACAAUC